This is a messenger RNA of Fusarium odoratissimum NRRL 54006, 2234 nucleotides long. RefSeq lists its product as uncharacterized. Bases 190 to 972 code for a protein of 260 amino acids. The record is from RefSeq and is a predicted model, not a curated record. Gene Ontology annotation, molecular function: FMN adenylyltransferase activity. NCBI's taxonomy places the organism in Eukaryota, Fungi, Ascomycota, Sordariomycetes, Hypocreales, Nectriaceae. Gene Ontology annotation, biological process: FAD biosynthetic process. The transcript has 5 exons.
CUCCCCUCCAUCGCUAAUGUAUACGGCGAAACCGGAGCUAUUAACUUUCGCUUCGUCGCAACACAUACAAUCUCUUAGAAUCAAUUCCUCUCCCUUGUUCUCUCUCUAAACUAGACCGUCGAUUUUGAAAACCGCAUAGACAAUACCCCAAACACCAGUUCCUUUACAUCCGAGGCAUCGAGAGCCAUCAUGAUAUCGACCCCGCCACCCCGCUCCUUGCGCGACAAGUGUCUCGAGCUCCAGCAAAAGGUCGAAGCGUUUAUUGCUGAGGAGGCUGAUACACAGACAUUGCGCGAUGUACAAGAUCAGGUCCGCAAGUCGAUAGAGGUCGUGGAUGAGGCGUUGGAGAAAUAUCGACCGGAACAAAUAUCGUUAUCAUAUAAUGGCGGAAAGGACUGCCUCGUCCUGUUAAUCCUCCUCCUCGCUCGCAUGGGCCGACAUUACUAUUCCACAUCCGACACGACCAACGGCACUUCUGAACUUACACCUCCCGAAAAGCUACAAUGCGUAUACAUCGUCGCCGCGCAUCCCUUUCCCGAAGUUGACACGUUCGUCGAGACAUCCAGCGAAGAAUACGGCCUCGAAGUUGCGCGCUACGUGUUACCGAUGAAGAAGGGGCUAGAGAUAUACCUUGAGGAACGACCGAGUAUCAAGGCUGUGUUUGUGGGAACGAGAAGAACGGACCCUCAUGGUGAGAACUUGACGUUCUUUGAUCCGACGGACGCUGGCUGGCCGUCGUUUAUGAGAAUACAUCCUGUUAUUGACUGGCAUUACGUCCAAAUCUGGGCUUUUAUUCGACACCUCAGCAUUGAGUACUGUCCUCUAUACGACCAAGGCUACACGAGUCUAGGCGGUAUAAAGGACACACAUCCGAACCCCCAUCUGAAGAAGCAGGGUCAAAAUGGAGAGGGUUUCCGGCCGGCGUAUGAACUAACUCAAGAUGAUGAGGAGCGACUGGGUCGUGAUUCAUGAGGUGACUGUAUUUGUAAGGCAUGUUGAUGUUGCAUAGGAAGGCAUUUUAUAGAGCAUAGACUCGUGGCGUUUGGGUAAAUCAUCUCACCAUCUCAUCGCAUCUAUCUAUUGCAUUGCUUCUGUGCCUGUCAAUCAUGCGCUUGCUAGACCUCGUCGACGGGGACCUGGUCUACAUACUCUUCCAGCCUCUUAUAGGUCUCCCUCCUUAUCUUUGCUGCUUCAGCUACAUGUCCCUCUUUUCGCAAAAAGGCUUCUAGCUGCCACAUAUCAUGUAUAACCUGCGGCGAGGUACUCGAGUAGCCAAACUCUCGCAAAGCGAUCUUGUUUCGCAUUCUGUCCGCCACAUCGACAUCCAACCCGAGUUCCCUAUCAACGUCCAUAAGUACCUUCAUCAAAUAGGCCAUAACCCUUGCUUGGAAUCGCGUGUGGGACUGUGGCAUCUUAUCGCUUGACUGUUCGUCAAUCUCGCCAAGAACACGACUCUUCAGUAAGCCCAAGCGCACAAGACUUGCCAUGUUUGACUCUCCAAAGGUCAUUGUGCAGCGAUGCUGUAUUGCUGAGAUGCAAAGCGCUUUUGUAAUCUCGUAGUCUUUCGGCGGUGCUGUUUCCUCCGUCGUGCUAGGAUCGGCGAAUAGAAUAGCUUGUUGAAAAUAAGAGUCCUCGUGCGGAAUCUUGCUCUUCACGGCUGAGAACCACUUAUCAAGACCGUCCAGUUGAUCCUCGCCAAGUUUAAUACAAGAAGAUUCCCAGACUAGGCGAUAGUAUACCACCAACAGCCUUGAGUCGUAGUUCCUACAUAUGAUAUCUGCAUUCAAACCCCAAGCCUGCUCAAGAAGUCGCAUUUUCUCAAGUGUAGCAUGCUUCUCCCAAUGAUACACCGCUUUCUGCAAACUUUUCAACAUCUUGAUAACGGGAUGUUUCAUCUCAUUGAUAUUACUCGCUAGUUCGACUAACUGCGCUAGGAGCAUACCAAGAAGCUGUGUCUGACCAAGACGGACCAUGUGAUACAUGAUUUCCAAGACAUUCCAGAUGAACAAAGGCGCUUCAGCGUGCAGCAUAUUUUCGAUAUCUAGAAAGGCUUUGCGGGUUAAACGCCCUGCUAAAAUGCCUUUGCCGCGUUGUAUGAGCUCAACGAUGAUCCGAAAGGCGAAACUUAAUCCUUCUGGGUCGUAGCGGUUGAUUUUACCAGCCGGUUGCGAAGGAUGAGUAUCUUGUAGGUGUAAUCCCUUGGUACGGAGAGAUUCAUAGAAUGAAGUGCUCCA